CGCAACCACAUCUAUCCCUGUCAUAAGAGAAGUAUCCAGUCAAGGUGGACGGAACGUUGUAGAACAAAGUGCUGCUGCGCUGGAAGGUGAGGUGCGCGAGGCGGAAACGGACGACAACAUCAAUGUUGAGAGGUCGAAUUCUCAAGAUGAUUCUAGACCGCUAUCCCGACCAGCACGUAAUCCAAACCGACCCAACCUACCUUCGAUACCCACUGCUUCGGCUGGCAUCGUAAUUUCCACAGGAGACAACAGUAGCCCAAAUCCUGCCAGCAGUCCUGCACGACCAGUAAAUUCCAGUCACUCGUCGUCCGGAGGGGCAGCCUUAACUGCAGGAGGAGGAGGAACGGGACGUGCAAGGGAGCAAGCGGCAAUAACACCGGGGCGCGGGAGUAGUACCGGGCGUGCGACGUCGCGGUCGGGGACGCCUUCCUCGACGACAACAACGCCUUUGACCCUCCCGAUCCAGCCACGCAGCGACGCUGGGUCUAGGAUGGGAUCGCGCGCACCCUCAAUGCAAGGGUCGUCGCAGCCCCCGUCUGUAAGCCACAGCAUGACGCAUCACGGGUCGACGUCGGCGUAUCACGCCUCGUCAGCGAGGUCGCAGCACCACGCCGGC
Messenger RNA from Amoebophrya sp. A25, 616 nucleotides. NCBI's taxonomy places the organism in Eukaryota, Dinophyceae, Syndiniales, Amoebophryaceae. The record is from the annotation of a GenBank genome assembly.